AUGGAGCCGUGUAGUGGCAUGAUUUCGGAGGAUGGACAUUACAUAGAUGGCUCGUGGCUGCUGAGGGUGUGCAUAAAGGUGAUCGGCAUCACAAAAUGCCUCCGGGUGCAUGGUACCUGGUCCAUCGGGAAGGUCAUGCUGCAACUGAUUGAAGAGCUCGACCCUCCUCCACAAAAUAUGAGCAGCCGAAAUUGGACCGGCUCCGGUUUGAUAUCUCUUCGCAGCGCCAACAAUUCACAAAAAGGCGGCUGGAACGAUUAUGCACUGUGGUGGCAGGGAAAACAGCGCUGGCUGACGCAUAAACGAGUCAGCCUCGACCAGUUGGGCAUCCAUGCCGACGCUGAGUUGCAGUUUAUUCCAAAGUACGGUCGUCUGCGCAUCCAACUGCCGGAUCUACAGACGCGUGACUUCACGGACGUCAGCUUUGUCGAGCCCGUCUUCCGAAUCACACUCUCCGCCUGCCGACAGCUGGGCAUCCGGCAUCCAGAGGAGCUGUCACUCUGUCGGCCGGCCAGCAAAGAGGAUCUCAAAUACUCGAGACCAUUUCCGCCGCCUUCUUCGGUGGGUGGCUCUGCUUCUGGGGCACGGCAUCAAUUGCAAGACGGCGGAAAGCGAGACGCCUCUCAGAGCUUUGGCCCAAGCAACCGACUUGCGACUUUGCCCACUCAAACUCGGAGGUCCACACUCACUGGACUAAGCAACUGUCCCCCCCGCAGCAAUACAAUCGGACCGAUGCAAGGUGUGAGAAUGCGUAGUCAGGUGAAGAAUGCCUUCAAAGAGCAACCAAAUGGUGACAUUGGCGCAGAAGAUUCUACAGUCCAACUUUCGGCGGUGCUCGGUGGCCCUCGAGACUCAGAAACGGUCGACAUGACGACCGAGCGUCGCGGGUCUGCUGCACGCCUUUUCGGCCCACCUCAACUGCGGCAAACCAUUUCGCAUCCGGUCCACUCUCGCGUGGACUCCACUUCACUGUCGCGUGGCACCAGCGGAUCGCAGUACCUCAACUUCAUUACGCCGAGUUGUUCUGGACCGGGCCAUUUUCUCGGCUCACUGCAUACGCUCGCUUUUGAACUUCGCGCCAUGGACGAUCCCAGCCUGACGACCAGCUUCAGAGUCGGCCUGGCAGAGGCGUUGCGCUCCGGCGGUCUGGUACGUCCUGACAACUUCCGGCAGACGGCGCGUCUGUCGGCUUUCUGGCUCGACUCGGCCCGAUCUCUCAUGGAGCAAGGCGUCGAUCCGUUCGCCAGUAUGUCCUCGAUGGCCAAUUCGGAGAGUUGCUGCAUAUAUCAGAACGGUACCACACAUCGGCUGCCUAAAGAGGCGAAACGCGAGAUGCCGGCUGCAGAGACGUUGCCAACCACGACUGGCGUCAGUCGAGCCUGUCAGCCGAGCCAGGCUCCAUUAUUGCUCUUGCGCUUCAAAUACGGCUCCUUCUACGAUCUUAACGCAAAGUAUGACUCGGUGCGCAUCAAUCAGCUCUACGAACAGGCUCGCUGGAGCAUUGUCGCGGAGACGGUGCAACCAACCGACGACGAGGCUGUUCUCUUUGCUGCCUUGCAGACGCAGCCGAUCUGA
Protopolystoma xenopodis is the source of this 1575-nucleotide messenger RNA. The record is from the annotation of a GenBank genome assembly. NCBI's taxonomy places the organism in Eukaryota, Metazoa, Platyhelminthes, Monogenea, Polystomatidea, Polystomatidae.